AUCGCGACCUGUGAAGCAGCGCUGAAACACAUUAGAAUGGGAAUACCUUAAGUUUAGUAUUCAUUAGAGCCAAGACACUGAUCCGGUCCAUAUUUUCCGUGUUAAUGCUCUAAGCUGAGAUUUAUGCGGAAACGCGAUUCAGGUGGAGAGCAAUUUCUUAUUGCAAUCAAGUUCGACAAGGCGUCGGAGAUCCCUCGUCUUGUAUCCCUUGGACUCGACGUCAAUUCACGAGUGGACUCGAAAGGAUGGACUGCUCUUCACCACGCGGCGACCAAAAACAAACUUGCUUGCGUCAACGCUUUGAUUUCCACCGGUGCGGAUGUCAACUUCACAGAUCAGGCCGGGCAAAGUGCUCUUCACCGUUCCGCUAUUGCUGAUCACUCACUUAUCGCGGGCGCACUUCUCGAUGCUGGAUGCAACGUGGAUGCGCAAGACGAGACGGGUAACACCGCGUUACACGAGGCGUCUUGGAAUGGAUACAACAAAUGUGUCACAGUGCUUCUACAUGCAGGAUGUCGCGUGAAUAUCCACAACAAGGCAGGCUACACGGCGCUACACCUCUCUGCCCAGAAUGGUCACCUCAACGUCACUGAGUUAUUACUAGAUGCCAAAGCCUUGACGGUAUCCAAAAAUAACUACGGUGACACUCCCCUUCACGUCGCCUCACGGUACGGACACCACAAGGUCUGCACAAUCUUGCUUUCAAAAGGAGCCAACAAAUCCGACCAAAAUAACGCAGGAGACACGCCACUCCACAUUGCAGCACAGCUGGGUCACGUUACAGUGGUAGAUGCGUUACUAGAGGGGGGUCAACUAAUUGCAACUAAAAACAACGUUGGAGAGACCGCUCGAGACGUCGCCAUUCGCUGUGGAAACAAAUCCAUCGUACAACGCAUUCCGCUGACCAGUCUACCGCGGCUCGUAAAAAAGAGAGUGCGUCCAUAUAGCGCGGAUGUCGCGGACUUAUUGCGACAUUAUGAGACCGCGACCUCAACAGGAAUUAUCAGCUCAGCAGCCUCGCCUCUUUGGAUCCCCAAACCAACCACAGGGAGCCCAAGACCGAAGUACCCAUGGGAAAGAAAAGACUACUUGAAGCAUAUUGAGUGGCGCAAAAAGGAAGCAGAGAAGGACGAGGAACUCAUGGGCCGACGGCAACGAGGCGAUACUGGUCAGCGGCCACUUGAAUACCACGAAAUGUGCGCAAUCGAGCGCGCGUUCAGUGCGCAAACGCAAAGACAAUCCAGACCUCAUCGGCCAAAAUCACCGGAGAGGAAGCCUCGGGAGAGACGCAAAUCAGAGGGAAGCCCUAAUGCCACGAGUAAUCCCGGCCUUAAAGCUACUCCAAUAUCUAACGGUGCACUUAUACGCACUAAAAGUCGUGAGGACCUUGAAGAGUACGGACCAUACGUACCCCCAGCAGCGGUGGGAGAAAAUGGAAUUCCAUCAGGAAAUCGAGAAAAAUCCCACGGCAAGAAAUCAUCAUUCUUCGGGUUAUUCCGCAGCUCUAGUGAUCCCGACUUCCACGCAAACUCUAAAACACGGAGGUCUUUUAGUUGGAGGAAAAAAUCUCCCGCGAAGAGGCACGCACCGGAAGGUGGAGAGUAUGAUAAAUCACUUCCGGUCAAUGGAGUGGAUUCACUUCCGUUAAAAACACAUCCGGUUGAUGACGAACUACCGGUGGACCAGAUUCUUGAUGAUAAGCUAGAUAUUGAUCGGUUGUCAACUGAAGCUCUUCAAAUUUCUGAACUUCCGGGUUAUUCACUUCCGGUGGAAGAACCCGUACCUUUGAACAAUUCACUUCCGAUAGAUUCGCUAUUUCCGGAAGAUCCUUCCUGGAGAAGGGCAAAAGAAAUUUGGGAGAAAAACGAGACGGGGGAGACAAAAGAGGAAAGGAAAAAGAGACAUAAAGAUAAGAAGAAGAAACGCGAGGAGAGCAAGGAACGUCGGAGACAUAGCGACAAGGCUGUAAAAUUGGAACGGAAACGGGAAAAGGAGGAGAAAAAACGAGAUAAGAGUGAGAAACGUGAACGAAGUCGAGAGCGAAGUAAGGAUCGUAAAAAGGACAGAGACUCUUCAAAACAUAGAGAUAAGGAAAAGGAUAGAAGUAGGGAAAGGGACAGGUCCGGAAGUAAACACCGGUCGAAAGAUCGGACAAGACGGGAUAGCGGUGAUUCGCACGAGAGACAACAUAGACCACAGCGCUCAGGAAGCGAUGCGUCUAACGAUAGCAGACGCGGCACGCAUAGGAGCCGUAAACACAAACAUAGACUCGAAUCAGAAAAGAAAGCGAAAAAUGUGAAAAAGAUAAUAAUCCAUGAACUAGACAACCUCGAACUUGAUUCCGAGGGACUCAAAGAGAUUUUAGAUAAGUUGGAUGGACUUGGACGCUUAAAAAGAAAGGCCGACAGAUCACGUGACAGAUCUAGGUCACGAGAAUCACAAAGGUCACGUGAGCGAGUGGAGAGGUCACAAGGCAGGUCAUGUGAGCAUCACAAGGCGCGUAGAGCUAAGGAGAGGGAGAGGAGACGGAAGAUGAAGGGCAAAGAAAAACACGUGUAUAUUGACUCUGAGGAUUCCUACCACUGCCAUGCGUGUCAGAGAUCACUCCUCGAAUUCGAGGCAAGACAGGAGCAGUGCAGUGCGGACAUCGACAGCGCGCGACGCUCAAUCGAACACAAGAUCCAGCGACUGGAGAAAAAGUUUGAUCAACAGUUCUCUUCAACUGAGAAAAACAUGGACAAAAACGACUCUUCCCUCCCUAAAAAGGAGAUAUUCCAACAGAUUGUUACGGACCUUUCCGACGAAUUUCAAAAGGUCACUCGGAAUCUUGAAGUUCGUACCAGCGAAAUGAAAAAUGAACUAUCGGUUUUGGUUCAAGAGAAGCCGACAGAUUGGACGAGAGAGACAAGAGAAGCGAAAAGUAGGAGCAUACCCCGGACGGGAAAAGUGCUCUCACCAGAUCGAGGAUUGGUUACCAGGAGCUCGCCGAUACUAUGGCCGAGCGGGAGUAGAGGCGAAAAUAAGGCCGUUAUUGACGACAAGAGCUGCGUUGAAGGUAACGCACAGGUGCGAGUCAGUCAGUCGAAUGCUCUGGACACUCUGAAUGAGCCUCAGACGAAUGUUAAAAAAAGGACAUCUCAUUAUCACGAAGGUACCUCAUCUGACAGCACCGCGGAGGCCCUCAAAGAAAGGGACCAAGACCUGGCAGAAGACCUUUUCGAGAAGUUUAUCAAUGUAGACCAAGAUCACGUAUGCAAGGAUCGUAUGCAAAAUGGACAUGGAAUCGAGUCCCCACAUAAUGAGGUGCUGUCCGAUGACGCGGCUGAGGCCCUACGGAUUAAGUACCUGGGCCAAAUCAAGGACCUUGAAAGACAGUAUAGGGAACAGCCCCCUGAGGAACAGGAGGCGUUGCAAAAACGAAUCGAAGAGCUAGAAUCACUUCUCAGAGAAAUACGAACUUCUUCUUCCUAAGAUCAAGAUGAUAUGGUUAUGUUCGAACAUAUUUUGCAUGAAAGGAAGAAGAAGGGAGGCAAAAUGUGAAAUGUGUCUAAUGUGAUUGCAGGAAAUAUCUCCAUACUAACAUUUUCGGCGCGCACCAAAACACGAUGGAAUUUUCCCAGUUGGCUAUUUUUGGUAGCACGCGUGGCACUAUAAAUAACUUUUGGUGGAGAGGCCGGUGAGACCCAAUUGCUCUAUUGACAUUGAUUACUACAAUAUUUUGUACCAGCCAAAAGUUACGUUUUGUACGAGUUGUUUCUCUUGGAAACUUUUUAAUGUAAUUUGCACAUUGUUGAUAUCUCAAGACAGUAUUUAUGAGGAAAAUAUUUGUAAUAUUUUAUCGCAAAAUUCAUAUAAAAAAUGAUUACACUGA
This is a messenger RNA of Nematostella vectensis (starlet sea anemone), 3871 nucleotides long. Its product is annotated as protein phosphatase 1 regulatory subunit 12A. Bases 124 to 3471 code for a protein of 1115 amino acids. Gene Ontology annotation, molecular function: protein binding. The transcript is spliced from 15 exons. Lineage: Eukaryota; Metazoa; Cnidaria; Anthozoa; Actiniaria; Edwardsiidae. The record is from RefSeq and is a predicted model, not a curated record.